This is a messenger RNA of Linum tenue, 219 nucleotides long. The record is from the annotation of a GenBank genome assembly. NCBI's taxonomy places the organism in Eukaryota, Viridiplantae, Streptophyta, Magnoliopsida, Malpighiales, Linaceae.
UCUCUACCACCGCCACCGCCGAAUUUCCAUAUGUCUUCCAUAAAAUCCAUCGCCCGCUUUGCAUCACCAGUUCUCAAGGUCACCCAAUUCGCCACCCCACCCUCCACGUACCCGCUCCAAAACGCCAAAACGCGGAUUUUUGGGAGUUCGUCAAAGAUUCGCGAAUUAGUUUUAGCGAGAGCGCGAUUUUGGUAUUUGGGAGCGCGAUCUCUGACCGAA